Messenger RNA from Durio zibethinus, 2231 nucleotides. RefSeq names its product rho GTPase-activating protein 3-like. Gene Ontology annotation, molecular function: GTPase activator activity. The record is from RefSeq and is a predicted model, not a curated record. Gene Ontology annotation, biological process: signal transduction. Lineage: Eukaryota; Viridiplantae; Streptophyta; Magnoliopsida; Malvales; Malvaceae.
CUCAUUUUCUUUUCAACCUAACUAACUCUUUUAUAUCUUAAUUUCUUGAUAAUUAUAUGUUCUUUUCUUCUCUUUGUGACUUUGUCUCCCAAGUCCCUUCCCCCUUUUAAAUUAGAAAGAGAAAGAGAGAGAGAGAGAGAUGACUGGGUUGUUUCGAUCCAAAUCUCGCGGACUCGUCGGAAUCACUGAGUUCAACCAUGCUCCUCCGAGUCCUUUCUUUCACCAAACCAAAGCCAACAACAUUGAAGCCAAUGACGAAGAAGAGCAAGAGUUUGAAGAAGACGAAGAUGAAGAUGAAGAAAAUGGCUCUGAUGGAAACCCCAUCGCUACGACGCCAUUCACGUCGAGAUUUGGUCGUUGUCACGGGCAAAACAGUUAUUCGAUGUCGAAAGAUAAUAGCCAGUUCCCGUUUCUGGAUAUUUUGGCGGCGUUGUUAAGGAAGUCUCUGGUCACGUGCAGCGUGGAUACUGACGACGUGUCUUCCAUGGAUAUUAGCUUACCAACUGAAGUCAGGCACGUCUCUCACGUGACUUUCGACCGCUUUAAUGGUUUCCUCGGCUUACCUACCGACCUCCAGCUUGAUCUUCCCAUAAGGGUUCCCAGUGCCAGAGGGAACAGUGUGCCAACGAUUCUUCUUAUGAUGCAGAAGCGUUUGUAUGCAGAAGGAGGCCUUAAGGCUGAAGGAAUAUUCCGGAUUAAUGCUGAGAAUAGUCAGGAAGAGCAUGUCCGAGACAAGUUAAACAAAGGUGUAGUACCACGUGGAAUUGAUGUCCAUUGUUUGGCAGGUCUGAUUAAGGCAUGGCUUAGAGAACUUCCUAGUGGAGUACUUGAUUCCCUCACACCAGAGCAGUUGAUGCACUGCAAUACGGAAGAUGACUGCACUGAACUUGUGAAGUUACUACCUUCAACAGAAGCUGCUCUACUUGGCUGGGCAAUCAAUUUGAUGGCAGAUGUUGUGCGGCAUGAACAAUAUAACAAAAUGAAUGCACGCAACAUUGCGAUGGUUUUUGCACCAAACAUGACUCAGAUGGCUGAUCCUUUGACAGCAUUGAUUCAUGCUGUGCAAGUGAUGAACUUCCUCAGAACAUUGAUCUUAAAGACAUUUCGUGAAAGGGAGGAGUCAGCUGCCAAGGACAGGUUGCUGCGAUCAUGCUCAGUUUCUCCUACCGGUAUAACUGACAUUCAUUCUGCAACCAUAAACAGUGGGGUAUCCUAUGAGCAAGCUCUGGAUGCAUGUGCAUCUAAGGAACCUGCCACUGCUAAGUUCUUGAGGGCUGCCACACUGAUUAGACUGGAAUGUGGCCCUGAAAAGAAACUAUGGAGCUUUCGAAAGAAUGAUGUAGAAGAGGAAUUUGAAUCCAUUUCAGUUAACUGCACGCCAAAUGCGUGUGAAAUGGAUACUGCUGAAAAUGAAUGUAAAGGUGGAUAUGAUAACGGGGACCGGCUAAGUUUAAGAAAAGGUGUAAGGCGGUUAUGCAGGCACCCCGUAUUUCAGUUGAAUAAGUCGACUAAGAAGACACGGAAUCUUGGAAUUGUAAAUACUAGAGGAAGUGGAGAAGCUUGGGCGUGAUACAUCAUUGUCACAUCCUGAAAUGAUUAUAUGUUCCUUGUUGAUCAUGUGGUGAUUGCUGGUUGUGUAUGCCGUUAUAAUGGCGUAGUUCUUAGUGUUUGAGCGAAAUUUAUAGUUUGUAGGAUCUGUUUCGAGGCACUAACUGAAGCUAUAGAUUAUUGAUUUCUGAGACAAACAGUUUGUCUACUUGAACUAGCUUUGUGAUGUGCAAUAAAGCGUUGAAAAUUUGAUAAAAAAUCAGGUUUGAAAGAAUGAUAAAUGUUGAGUAUGUAAUGCCUGUCUGAAUCGAAGUCUUCUUCCACAAUGGAAGUAAAUAAAAAAGGAUAGGGCAAAUUUUCUUUUCUUUUCAUUACUGGGAAAGAAAAGAAACGGAGACAUGAAAUCGUCUCUUUUGUUGAUUUAUGGCAUAACACUCUUAUCUUCUUCCACAGCAAAACCUCCGGAGGUUAUGGUUUUGUUUCUGGAUUAUUUUAAUAGAAGGCAAACCAGCCAAUGCCUUAAGCUCAGGACAUUUUUGUAACUUGGCCCAAAAACAAAGUGCACCCACUUCAUCUAAGUGGGCCAAAAUUUUGAAAGGAAGUUUUUGCAACGGUUCAAUUUUGGGCCUUUUUAUCUUCUCUGGAUAAAUGGGCCACUGGAUUUUUAUAGCUAUGGAAGACAG